This is a messenger RNA of Momordica charantia (bitter melon), 1150 nucleotides long. RefSeq names its product CASP-like protein 1C1. The record is from RefSeq and is a predicted model, not a curated record. NCBI's taxonomy places the organism in Eukaryota, Viridiplantae, Streptophyta, Magnoliopsida, Cucurbitales, Cucurbitaceae.
ACAAACAUAACUAGCAGUAAUUAAUUUGUGAAUUCGAUCUCACACUCCACAUGUUUGUACUAAAAAAGAUCCAGACUUUUCAAUUAUAUGUCUAAUAUUUUUACACAUUUUUAGAAACAGACCCAACAUUAGAAAAUCUUCUUUGUUAGUAGGAGUAGGUGAAAAACAGCCGAACAGAACCAUCUCACCUGGAGUGAAGCCAAGGCCCAAAUCGAAGAACAAACGCCACCGCUCACCAACCUUCGUCCUCCAUUUUCCUCAAUAAUUCCACCCAAUGGAAAUGGACGGCGGUGAUGACAGAUGAGAAUUCUCAACUAACCAAAAUUCACAGACCCCUUUUAAAAUCUCUCCCAAAAACAGAGGAUCCGCUCGCAGAAUCAGCAACCCCCCAUUUGAUUUCCAUGGCCACUGCCAAGAGAAUUUGCCUUCUCCUCCUGCGGCUUCUCGCCUUGGGCUCCACCGUCUCCGCCGCCAUUGUCAUGGCCACGAGUCGCGAAGAGGCCACCUUUUUCGCUCUGUCCUUCGAGGCCAAAUACACCCACACCCCAUCCUUCAAGUAUUUCGUGGUUGCAAAUGCCGUGGCCAGCGUUUAUGGGUUUCUUGUCCUUUUUCUCCCGGAGGAGAGCUUGCUCUGGCGAUUGGUGCUCUGUUUCGACGUGGUAUUGACGAUGUUGCUGACUUCGAGUAUUGCGGCGGCGAUGGCGGUGGCUCAAAUUGGGAAGAAUGGGAACUCAUACGCAGGGUGGCUUCCGAUAUGCGACCAAGUGGCGAAGUACUGCAGCCAAGUGACGGGAGCUCUGGCUGCGGCCUUCCUUGGCCUCUUACUCUAUUUGUUGCUUCUUCUCUAUUCACUUCACUCUGUUUUGGAUCCUCUUCUUUUGAAAAAGCCUUAGACGAAACAAACAAAAAACUUGGGACUUGUUUUGGAAAAAUGGCUUAUGGGUUGUGACACAAACUUGAAACUUGGCCAUUUUUCCAUGGUGACAAAUAAGAGUUUUAUAGGACCUUAGCUUGAAUGCUUAGAUCUACUCCAUUUUGUUAGUUGAGUUGUGGCAUUGGAACCGUGCGUUUUUUAAUGGCUAUAAAAAAAGAUCAUCGGUGGUAUGUAUUUUAAAUCUGAACAUAGUUUAAUUAGUUAAGUUUGAGAGUU